AUGGACGAGGAGGCCACCGCUGCCGUUGCGACAGGCACAGGGGCGAAGUCAAGUUCAUCCAAAGGAGGUGGCAUAAUGGGGCGGAGCGCCAAGAUCUUCACCCGAAGGUCGCUCUACGUCGACGUCCAGAGCGUCCGACCACCCUCGCCCGCCUCGGGCGGUGCCGUCAACAUGGCGGCCAGCGGCGGCCACUACAGGACCCGCGCAGCGACCACCAAGGCCGCAAUGACCACCGCGAACGGCGACGGCGACGGCGCGGGCGGCACCAACAACCCGGUUCCGGUCUUCAUGCCUGCCGACCACCGGCUCAAGGUGCUGGUGGUGGGCGACCCGGGCGCCGGCCGUACGGCGCUGGUCAACAACCUCUCGCUCCCGCCGCACCUGUCGUCGCCGCUGCAGCGGCUGUCGUCGUUCCUGGGCUCGAAGAGCGGGUCGUCGCGGGACAGGCAGCCCGACGGCCAGAAGACCACCACCACGGUGCAGCUGAGCCAUGGCACUCGGAGGGACGCAAGAUGGCUGACAGGCGGAGCCAGCUGA
This is a messenger RNA of Acanthamoeba castellanii str. Neff, 537 nucleotides long. RefSeq lists its product as uncharacterized. The coding region runs from base 1 to 537 and encodes 178 amino acids. The transcript is spliced from 4 exons. NCBI's taxonomy places the organism in Eukaryota, Discosea, Longamoebia, Acanthamoebidae. The record is from RefSeq and is a predicted model, not a curated record.